AUGAGUCUAAGCUCCCUCUUCUUCUGGACAAGCAAGACAGCAGAGGACAAUGCCUGGCACCCUGUACCCGGCCAGAACCCCACCAAAUACGUCGGAAACCUGCCACCAUUGAUCAAAAGACAAGAUCUCGAAGCAGCAUGCGUUGACAUAGCGCCUUUCGUAGCUGGAGCCAGUGCACUGGCUUAUGUACGGCAAUUGAACGAUUUUGGCUUCACGGCUUCGGCCAAUGUCUUCCAAAACCCUAGGACGUUGAUGGCUAUGCAUAAAUCAGUUUUGGUCGUCACACCGGUUGUGCUGCUCUGUCAAGCGUUAGGUGUCGAGUAUAGAAGAUUCAUCCCACGUUGGAGUCAGGAACGCGAGCGUGGGCGAGACGAGGAGAUGGUACGCCAGCAAGUUGGGUUUGGAAUGCUUGCUGGUGUGGCGAGCUGGACACUACGCAUAUAUGCCUUACGCUGGGGGCGGGCUUAUUGGGCUCCCAUAGACGUUGUUUUGGGCGGUGCACUGGCGGAUGUCAUGCAUAGGGAGUAUGUGAGGGCUCACGGCUUCUGA
This is a messenger RNA of Aureobasidium melanogenum CBS 110374, 549 nucleotides long. RefSeq lists its product as uncharacterized. NCBI's taxonomy places the organism in Eukaryota, Fungi, Ascomycota, Dothideomycetes, Dothideales, Saccotheciaceae. Bases 1 to 549 code for a protein of 182 amino acids. The record is from RefSeq and is a predicted model, not a curated record. The transcript has a single exon.